This is a messenger RNA of Soboliphyme baturini, 469 nucleotides long. The record is from the annotation of a GenBank genome assembly. Lineage: Eukaryota; Metazoa; Nematoda; Enoplea; Dioctophymatida; Soboliphymatidae.
CAAUCAGCAAAACGUCACACACUUACUAGUGUCGAACAACCUCAAAAAGAAAGACGUAACGGCGCGAUACGCAUUAACCACGGUGGACGACGUGCCACAGUUGAGCGCUGACGGAGGUAGCGAUACCAACGUAGGAGGAGGAGGGUCGACGUUCUGCCAGAAGACCGUAACUCCGGAGCCAUUGUCGUCGAACCGGUGCCAGUGGUCGAGUUGCCGUCGAGGAGACGACGCCUUGGGUACGGAGAAAAUGAUUGGCUCCAACUGGAACGUCAUGCGUCAUUCAUCGGACGAUGGUGAUCGAAAGAACAAAGUCGUCGUACAGCAGCCUGAGGGAGGGGGUCCAGUCGGUCGGUCGAGCUACAACGACAGCGACGAACGAAGCGAGGCUAACAAGAGGCAACGCUGGUCGUCGUCGUCGUCGUCGUCAAUGCCUUCUUCGCGAUCGCUUGCUGAUGCAAACUACGGGUGA